Molecule: messenger RNA, 2047 nt
Organism: Penaeus chinensis
Lineage: Eukaryota; Metazoa; Arthropoda; Malacostraca; Decapoda; Penaeidae
Product: excitatory amino acid transporter-like
Exons: 13
Coding region: 1-1815 (604 amino acids)
Biological process (GO): L-glutamate transmembrane transport
Cellular component (GO): plasma membrane
Molecular function (GO): L-glutamate transmembrane transporter activity; neutral L-amino acid transmembrane transporter activity; glutamate:sodium symporter activity
Source: RefSeq, a predicted model, not a curated record
AUGGAGGCACUAGGCCCUUUGUCUCGAGACCACGACCUCGUCGAGAAAGUCGGAUCUAUUGGCUUAAUAGCCACAUGCUGCUGGCUGAUAGCCAAGAAAAAGAAAAAGAAUCGUAGUCGGCAGAACAUAACUGAAAUUCCCAAUGACACAACCAUAGAAUUUGAAGAGUGCUCUCUAGGGCACAUGUGUAUUCAUUUAAAACUCAUUCAUGGGAAUUAUUCGCAAUACACUUGCAAACUGCGGGGAACACAUCGUGUGUCCAGACACGUGGCGUCAUGGAUGAAGGAGAACUUGCUACUGAUGCUGACGGUGCUGGGCGUGGUGUUCGGCAUUGCGAUCGGGGCCAUGGCCAGGAUGGUCGAGUACUCGGAGGACACGGUGAUGUUGGUAGCCUUCCCGGGAGAGAUCAUGAUGAGGAUGCUGAAGAUGUUGAUUCUUCCUCUCAUCAUCUCCUCCAUCAUAACAGGCGUGGCCCAGCUCGACGCCUCGGCCUCGGGGAGGAUGGGGUCGCGCGCCCUUGCCUACUACUUUGGCACCACCAUCUUCGCCGCCAUCACCGGCAUCGUCAGCGUGGCCUCCAUCCACCCUGGAAACCCGAACCUUCUAAAGCACGGGGUCGAAAAUCGGCUCAAGGAAGGGGACGAUAAGGUCACGACGCUUGACGCCUUUCUCGACAUCAUUAGGAACAUGUUUCCCGAUAACCUGGUAAUGGCUAGCUUCUCGUCCACCAAGACUAUCUACAAAAAGGUGAUGAACGGCACUGCCACUGAAGACAAAUACGUUCGUUCGCUCAUUAACUCUGAGGGGACAAAUGUCAUGGGCAUGAUCGUCUUCUGCGUCGCCUUCGGGUCCCUCAUCGGCCAGAUGCAGCAAGGGAAACUCAUGGUCGAUUUCUUCAUUAUCCUAAACGAUGUGGUCAUGAAAAUGGUCGAACUGAUCAUGUGGUACUCCCCCUUCGGUAUCAUGUGUCUAGUUAUCGGCCAGAUCAUGAGCAUCGAGGACCUCCGGGAGACGGCGCAGAUGUUGGGCCUCUACAUGUUGACUGUUAUCUGUGGCCUCUUCGUUCACGCGGUGAUCACGCUGCCUAUGAUUUAUUUCCUUGUAACGAGGAAGAACCCGGCAACCUUCUUCAGGGGGAUGGUCCAGGCGUGGAUCACAGCGCUUGGGACUGGCUCGAGCUCCGCUACUCUUCCCAUCACGUUUCGCUGCCUGGAGGAGAACAACAAAGUAGACAAGAGAGUGACAAGGUUCGUGCUGCCUGUGGGAGCCACUAUCAACAUGGACGGUACGGCGCUCUAUGAAGCUGUUGGGUCGAUUUUUAUUGCCCAGAUGUACGGUAUCCACCUCGGCCCCGGAGAACUCAUCACGGUCAGUCUAACCUCAACCCUGGCUAGUAUUGGUGCUGCCAGUAUUCCCAGCGCUGGACUGGUAACGAUGCUGCUAGUACUUACUGCACUCGGCCUGCCAACAGAGAAUGUCUCUCUCAUUUUCGCCGUUGACUGGAUCCUCGAUCGCGUCCGAACCUCCAUCAAUGUCCUCGGCGACGCCUUCGGAGCGGCCAUUGUAGAGCACCUGUGCAAGGAAGAGCUUGAGCGCAUGGGUCCCGCCCAGCCCUCGAUCGAAAUGCUGGACCGCGUGGAGUCGGGCAUGAUCCCGACACACACGCCCAUGGCUGCCUCCCCUCAGCCGACCCUCGCCUCGCCCACCCAGGGCGGCCCCCCGAAGGACCUGGUGGCAAUGGCGGACAAAGGGAAUGGACAGCUGUCGUGGGGCAACAACCCCGACAAGAGCCCCAACUCCGAAACCCAGAUUUAGGCGUAUGUUCCGGCGGCGUUUGUAGGCAUCCAUCUCACUUUUCCCUUAAAUAUUAUUUGCGUCAAAUUUCAUGGUCAGCAGAUCUGAAUGCAGAUGUUAAGUGUGGUUUGUUCAACAUUCCUCAAUUUGUAUAUAGUGAACAAAACAUUUUGAAAUAAUUUCCAAGUACUCUGGGUCCUAUUAUAUAAAUGUGAAUUCACAGGUGAAUGGUCCAACAAUGAUAUGUUCUGUG